Molecule: messenger RNA, 1434 nt
Organism: Blepharisma stoltei
Lineage: Eukaryota; Ciliophora; Heterotrichea; Heterotrichida; Blepharismidae
Source: the annotation of a GenBank genome assembly
AUGCAAGAUGAGCAAUCUGAGUUUUUAAGGUUCCAAAUGGAGCUUGAGUUUAUACAAUGUCUUUCUCAUAUGGGCUAUCUCAAUUGUAACAGUGACUUAGAUUUAGCGGGCAUGGGAUAUUUUGAUGAUCCAAUGUUUAUUGAAUAUUUGGAAUACCUUAAUUAUUGAACUCAGCCAGAAUACUCGAAAUUCAUUAUGUAACUAUUAUUAAGAUUUCCCCGCUGCUUGCAUUUUUUAAAGCUGCUUCAAUCAGCUGAAUUCAGGCAGUCAUGCAAAAAUGUAAAUUUCACAAAUUUUAUGCAUAGGCAAGGGUAUUUUCAUUGGUAUUUCAAAGAAAACAGUACAGAACGAGGACUAAGCCCUUUAAUUGAUAUUGAGCUUGGUCAAAAUUAUAGCAUCCUUACAUUAAACCGAGCAAGCAACUCUAAUGCUCUUAAUUUUGAAAUGGUUGAAAGCCUUGUAAAAAUAUUGCAAUUGAAAAACGAUGAUAUCACUCUUAUUCUAUGCGGACAGAAAGAUGAAUUUAGCAUAGGUGACGAUAUGCUAUGGCUUUCAUUGAACCCAAGAUCUAUAUCAUCAUUCUGUGAAAAUAAAGCCAGAGCUCUCCAUUUCUUAAAGAGACAGCAAAAAUCUGUAUGUAUAAUGCAAGGGACUGUAAUGGGUUCAGGAACAGGUUUAGCAUUGAGCUGCAAAAUAAGGAUUGCUACUCCUACUACUGUAUUUUCUGUUCCAGAAAAUACCUUCGGGACUUGCCAAGAUGGGAGCACAGCGAAUUUUUUUGCAAAUGUUUUGAAAUUUCCAUUGGGCUUAUAUUUAUCAUUAACUGGUGACACUAUUACUGGUGCUGAUGUUUUUCUUUUAGGAAUUGCCACACAUUAUCUGCCAUCGGAGAACGCUGUAAAUAAGCUGCUCAACGAACUAAAAACUAGCACAAACCCAUGGCAAACAGCUGAUAAAUAUCACAGUGCCCCUCAGCUUACCAAUAAUAUAUUACAUCAGGCAACCCAAGUCUUAGAAAACACCUUUGGGAAAUCUAACAGCAUUGAAAAAUUAAAAGAAAAUUUAUCCUCUGCUUUAAAGCUAGAAAACGAUGAAGAAUCAGUUGUUGUAAAAUUCAUAAAAGGCGCAAUCAGACUUAUUAAACAGCAAUGUCCUUUAUCACUUAAAGUAAUUUUUAUUUAGAUUUGCAUGAAACACCUUCUUAAAUGCAGAAAGCUUUCAGAAAAAGACUGCCUAGUUCAAGGCUACAACUUGCAAAACCAGCUUUACCUCCACAAAAGCCUUAAUUUUGAAAUCGCUGUAAGACAUAAGCUGAUCCAAAAAUCAGCGACAGCUCCUGAAUGGGUUCCAGAUAGUAUAGAAAGUAUCCCUAACAAAGACUUGCAUAUGUUUUUCGCUAAUGAAGAAGGGCCGAAAAUAGAAUUAAAUAAUUAA